AUCCCCAAGAAAAAGAUGAGUUUCUCUAGCCGCAGCAUCUCCCACUCUAGCCUAUUCAGUGAGGCUGGCAUACAGAGGGCACGCAGUGUGGCAGGAGGUGCUGGUAGCAUCAAAAUGUCCUCUGCAAGUGUCUCUAUGGCCAGUGCGGGGGCCACAUAUUUCAAUGGGGGUCUGGAUGUUUCUUCCCUUAGUAACAACAGAAAGGACACCAUGAACAAUCUGAAUGACCGCUUGGCUGUCUAUCUGGAAAAGGUUCACUCUUUGGAACGAGCAAAUUCCGACCUAGAAGCUAAGAUCCGUGACUUCUAUGAGAAACAGUCCGCCAUCCAAGCUUAUGACCCAAGCGGAUUCUAUGAGACCAUUAACAAGUUACGGAUUCAGAUCCUAGAUGCCACCACUGAUAACGCCAGGCUGGUGCUUCAGAUUGAUAACGCAAAACUGGCUGCGGAUGACUUCAAAAUGAAGUUUGAGUCAGAACUGGCCUUUAGGCUUGGAGUGGAACAUGAUAUAAGUGGUCUGCGUAAGGCCCUCGAUGAGCUGACUGUCAACCGAUCUGAUCUGGAGCUGGAGAUUGAAAGCCUGAGGGAGGAGCUGAUCUUCCUGAAGAAGAACCAUCAGGAGGAACUGGAUGUUCUCAAGGGAAGGAUCGGAGGAAAGGUCAAUGUAGAACUGGACUCUGCUCCACCCGUAGACUUGUCUAAGGUCAUUGCAGAAGUCAGACAUCAGUAUGAGGAAAUGAUGGAGAAGAACCGUCAGGAGAUGGAGUCCUGGUACAGGACACAGAGUCAAAGCCUCAGUACGGAAGUUGCCGUGUGCCAACAAAGUUUUGAAAGUUCUAGGACCGAAGUUACGGACCUGAGACGUUCAGCCCAGAGCCUGGAAAUUGAGUUGCAAUCUCUACUGAACAUGAAACAAUCUCUGGAGGGCACAUUAGUCGAGACAGAAGGUCGAUAUGGAGCAGAACUUGCGACGAUCCAGAAUUUGAUCUCCCAGAUCGAACUCAACCUGCAGCAAGUGAGAUCAGACUACGAGAACCAGUCUCUAGAGUACAGAAGACUACUCGAUAUCAAGACAAAACUGGAGCAGGAAAUCGCCACCUACAGGAGACUCUUGGAUGGGGAGGAUGUAAGCAUCCAAGCCGCUUCACAAUUGGAAACCCAGAAAAGCGUCAAAAUUGUCAGCAAGGAAGAAGCCCAAAGUUCAAGCACAACAACAAUCAAGACUGUGAAGACAUAUGUUGAGGAAGUGGUAGAUGGAAAAGUAGUGUCUUCAUCAAGUUUACAAGAAGUGUCUGAGAUCAAAAAAUAGAGGGUUGAGUCUCCAAUUGUGAUGAAAUGUUAUCAAUAAAUUCUCUGA
Molecule: messenger RNA, 1356 nt
Organism: Hyla sarda
Lineage: Eukaryota; Metazoa; Chordata; Amphibia; Anura; Hylidae
Product: keratin, type I cytoskeletal 47 kDa-like
Exons: 9
Coding region: 16-1308 (430 amino acids)
Molecular function (GO): structural molecule activity
Source: RefSeq, a predicted model, not a curated record